AUGAUGAAAAGAAAAGGCACCGAAUCGUCAGAGCCACCCUCAAAGAGGCAACCCCGCCAAGAUGCAGUAUCAUGCGACUCCUGCCGAAAAAAGAAGCUGAAAUGCGACCGGACCCUUCCAUGCAGUAGUUGUACUGCUCGCAAAUUGGAUUGUAACUACGGAAACCCCGGCCCUUUUAGGAGUCCAGUUUCAAUCGCAGAGAAGACUCCGUCGAUCGGCACAUUUGAUCCACCUCGAUCUCAGUUACCCACAUACCAGCCGGAGCCGCGAAAUCGCAUUACAGAUGAGCCGCAUCUCACGGCAGAAAGGCUGGAGAAUAUAGUCAUGGGACACCGAGUCCCAAGUGCUGUCCCGGCUACUCUUCGACUCCAAUUUUCAAGACCGCACAUUGAAUCCAGUUUACCGUCGGGCGCGGGCAUGGGUACUACGGGGGUGUUUACAUUCUUGAAUGACAGCUGCACCGCAUCCCAUCAGAAUCCCGCAACAGUCCCCCUUAUCUCAUUUUUGCCCUCCGAGGCUGAGGUUUUGGACCUGGUGGAUUAUUACUGCAAUUAUCUGGACUAUCAGUACCACCUUGUUAUUGCCCACCGCACCAGGCAGGACAUUCAUGCAUUAUACGACAGUAUUGCACAGAACAAGGCAAUAGACCUUAACGUCCUUGCACUUCUGUUCAGCAUAUCCGCCACGGCUAUGUUCUUCAAAGUCCUAUCCACGGAUUCCGCAGAGCGUGCUGAAAGUCGGAGUAGGGACGCCGCAUUUCUUGCGGGCGCGUCACUGAUUCAAAGCAACUUUAUGUCAUAUCCGACCGUCGCCGGUCUACAAGCGUCGCUCAUUAUUGGGCACCAUCUAUCUGGCCUCAGUUUGAUUCCAUCUGUCGCCUCGUUUUUUGUUAUCGGUACCAUGAUCGGCCAAGCAAAGAGUCUUGGGCUUCAUUUCUUGGACGCGCCAAGCUCCGAGGAUGAUCGUCGAGUAAAUGGUUACGAUAAGGCUGAUGUGGAACUUAAGCGGAGGCUGUGGUGGGACAUCGCUACCUAUGAUUGGCUUCUUAGCUUUCUCAGUGGACCACAGGAAUUCACUUAUUCCAUCAAUCCCAAGCAUAUGAACGUACGGUUACCGUUGAACAUCGAGGAUGCUGAUCUAGAAAGCGAAACUGCUAUGCCGCUUUCUGUCCCCACGUGCAUGUCAUAUACACUUGCCCGCCUCCGUUUGGCCGAGGUAUGUCGAGAAAUCGUUGAUGGAUCAGCAGAGGAACACUUCAAGGACGAGGAGGUGCCGUAUGAAAGGAUCCUUAGCCUGGAGCGUAUGCUCCAAGAGGCAUAUGCGGGCCUCCCUGCUUUCUUCCGAUACGACCAGGCAUCAAAGCGAGAAUAUGCCGAUCUCUAUAAAGAGCGACCGACCCUGUCAUGGCAAAGAACUUUUAUUCAGCAGGGGUACCAUGCACGAUUUUGUCGAUUACAUCGCCGGUAUUUUGUCCGCGGAGCCAAAGAUCCACGGUACUCUUACUCCCAUGUGGUCUCGCUUCAAUCAGCGCGGAAGGUACUCGAGUUGAAGCGCAUCAUGGAUGAAGAACUACCCACUUUUGCACCCAAUGGCUCCUUUUUCUGGGCUGUGAUGCAUCAUGUGUUUAUGGCAGCUGUCACGCUACUUAUCAAUGUUUGCUUUAACUGGGAUGAUAUUUUAGCAGAGAAACAAAAGCAGGAGGUCCUUGAUGCUUGUCGCAUGCUUAGUCGCGCCCAACAGGCUUCUUGUAUUGCACGAGAGGGCAUCAAUGCGAUGAUGGGCGUAUUGCACAAAUACUGGAAGCAGCAAAAAAGACCCGGGCCCGGACCACACUCAGAGCAACUACUGGCGACCCGACAAUUGGCUUUGGGGGAGGCAGAGAAUAGUGUGCUGGCUCAAUCCAGGACAUCUGAUCAAACACCUCCACCCCCUUAUGAAAUUACACUCGAUCCUACAUCCACGGAGAUUAACCCUGUUGCACUGGAAGAUAUUUGGAGCGAAAUGCUUGAUGACAGUGCUCAUUUGGGACUGGAUACAGGUAUCUGGAUGGACAUGCUGGAUGAGCUCACACAUACCAGCGUUCCGCGUUGA
Messenger RNA from Penicillium verhagenii, 2091 nucleotides. Its product is annotated as transcription factor domain-containing protein. The coding region runs from base 1 to 2091 and encodes 696 amino acids. The record is from RefSeq and is a predicted model, not a curated record. Gene Ontology annotation, molecular function: DNA-binding transcription factor activity, RNA polymerase II-specific; DNA binding; zinc ion binding. Gene Ontology annotation, biological process: regulation of DNA-templated transcription; DNA-templated transcription. NCBI's taxonomy places the organism in Eukaryota, Fungi, Ascomycota, Eurotiomycetes, Eurotiales, Aspergillaceae. The transcript has 2 exons.